UAUAAUUAGUUAGUUAGGAAGGAUUCAAAAAUUGUAUAUAAGAGGUGACAAUGUGACAAUUAAAUCAGAAUGAAAUAAUUCUCACUCGAUGAAAGUUUAUAGUUACCCCCCACCAGUGUUUAUCAGUACGAAAAUGAGCGCCUUCAUUGGAUUAGACACGCUGAUUCUAACGCUUAUUAUUUUGCUACUCUCUGCCAGUUGGCGUUUGUAUCAAAAACGAAAAUUCUAUCGGAAUGUGACAUCGAAGCUGCCAACGCUUUACGGUAUUCCUUUUAUUGGACUAGCUUAUAAAUUUCUGGAUGUGAAAAAUGUCUUCCACAAAAUUGGUGUAGGCUUUGAUACUCUCAAAAAAUCAACCGGUUGCGCGUGGGUUGGCACAACGCCGUAUAUCAUGACCGUCGAUCCUGAGGUCAUCAAACAUGUCUACUCAUCGCCUGAAUUCCUCGAGAAAGCCGAAGAUGUGUAUACACAAUUUCAGAACGGUUUAAUCAGUGGACUCAUCGUUAGUCCAGGAAAGAAAUGGAAAGCGGAUCGCAAGGCUAUAAGCCCCUUCCUAGCACAUAAGAAUUUAAUUCAAUUAAUCCCAUACUUUAAUGAAAAUGCUAAUAAUGUAAAGAAUGAACUAGCAGGCCUGGCUGAACGAGGUGAACAGGAUAUUUUUACAAUUAUCAAAAAAUGCGGUUUACAAUUGAGCCUUUUAACUAUUAUGGGUAUAGAAGUGGAGGAAGGCAGUGAAAAGUAUAGCAACAUUUUGAAGGCAUUCAAUGACUAUCUCGAUCACAUGACAGUGGACCUUUUGCUUGGUUGGGUGGGCCUACGUUUUCUAGCCCAUACACCGCAUUAUAAAAGGGUUAUAAAAUACCUACAUAACCUGGUACGAUCACUGAUUAAAAAAAGCCUUGCACGAAAAGUUGAGCCAGAGGACAUGAACAAUUUCGUAGAGGACAAACAAAUGUUGAUUGAAUUAGCGCUGAAGGCUAUGCGUCAAGGGGUAUUUACUGAAAAGGAUGUGGAAAUCGAGUGUUUCACAAUGAUUGCUGCGUCUUACGACACUUCCGUUACUGCAACAUACACAGCCAUAGUGGCGUUGGCAAUGCAUCCCGAUAUACAGGAACGUGUUUUCCAAGAGAUUCGAUCCGUAUUUCCGGACGGAAUUACAUCCAUAGAAUAUGACGAUCUCAAGAAACUUCCCUAUUUUGAUAUGUUUAUAGCGGAAACAUUGCGUUUAACACCGCCAGUACCCUAUAUCGGACGACAAGCUUCACAAGACACCGAACUUUGUCCAGGCGUAACAAUACCCAAAGGUAUGCAAGUGGUUCUAUCAAUUUACGAAUUACACAGACGUAAGGAAAUUUGGGGCCCGGACUCAACUCGCUUCAAUCCGGAUAACUUUUUGCCCGAAAACAUUGCAAAGCGUCAUCCGUAUUCGUACAUGCCCUUCUCGAAAGGCCCACGGAACUGUAUAGUAACUAAUUUUUUUGAUAGGCUUUCGUUAUGCGGAAAUCUCAUUACGUAUUAUAUUGAUACAUGCGGUGCGCAGUUUAAAAUUUUCUACCAAUUUUAAAUAUGAAGAUAUCGUUUAUAUGCCAAACGUAACAUUGGGUUAUCAUAUCCAACCACGAGUAAGCAUAGAGGUCAGAUCAAACUAAAUUACUUGUAUUUAUAAUGUAUAGGGGGAGGGGGGGAAUAAAUUGUUUAUAAAAAGGAAAUGUGACUUUUGUGGGAGUAGAAUUCUCUGUAAGCUACAUUAUAUGUAUAAAAAACAAGUAUGUGCUUAAGUACACAAUAAAUAUUCUUGAUGAUUCUUAGUUCAGAUACAAAAAUUUAAAACCUUAAAAAGUAUCUCAAUUAAACGAUAUAUAUGAAAAUAAGAUGAACUCCUUGGUUAAGUUUUUAAAAUUUAUGUUUUUAUAUUAAAACGUGUUGGUUUGAUAUGGAACAGAAGAAAAUUUAAAA
Messenger RNA from Zeugodacus cucurbitae (melon fly), 1956 nucleotides. Its product is annotated as probable cytochrome P450 313a4. The record is from RefSeq and is a predicted model, not a curated record. The transcript is spliced from 9 exons. Gene Ontology annotation, molecular function: oxidoreductase activity, acting on paired donors, with incorporation or reduction of molecular oxygen; iron ion binding; monooxygenase activity. Lineage: Eukaryota; Metazoa; Arthropoda; Insecta; Diptera; Tephritidae. Bases 89 to 1564 code for a protein of 491 amino acids.